Molecule: messenger RNA, 516 nt
Organism: Dictyostelium purpureum
Lineage: Eukaryota; Evosea; Eumycetozoa; Dictyosteliales; Dictyosteliaceae
Exons: 2
Coding region: 1-516 (171 amino acids)
Source: RefSeq, a predicted model, not a curated record
AUGAAAUUAUUAUUAUUAUUUUUAUUGUUUUUAGUAAAUUAUUCAACCGCUUUAUAUUGUGGAUUUCCAAUUGGAGAAAAUCAAACUACCACUCCUUUCAACAGAUAUGUAACAAUUAAAAGUUGCAGUAAGGAUUAUGAACAUCCAGGUAAUGACUAUUGUGAAGUUUUGUUUGAAGGUGAAAUGGAGAUGGGUGAUUAUAUCACUCAUGGUUAUAAUAAUAACACUUUUCAAUAUAUGGGUGAUGGCUCAGUUUGCUAUAGUGUUUAUAGAGAAUUAUCACAAUGUUAUUUUUUAAAUCCACAAAGUGGAUGUGCAAGAUAUUGUGUAUAUAAUUAUACCUCAUUUUUAUAUUAUAAUGUUUAUGGAUACUAUACUUGUGACAGUAAACAACAAUAUCUAUAUACUAUAAGUAUUACCGAAAAUUCACACGAAGGAAACCCAAGCUCAUCCAAUAGAAUAAUGUAUUCUAUGUUUUCAUUGCUAUUAGUAUUCAUAGUUGGUUUAUUAAUUUAA